UCCCUUACGUCAUUGUUGCGGAAGUGAAAAGUCUACGUGGGAAAGAAAGGUUGGUGUGACCGUGUUUGAAUACCAGCAGCACCGAUGUCCAAUCCAGAUUAGCUCCGUCCCCCCUGUCGAACCAGUCCUCCUCUCCGCCCCCUGUUAGGCAAAUGGACGCGUAGAGCAGCGGCCGGGGCGUAUAAAUGGGACGGAGAGCCGACGACAGCCUGUAAUGCUGCGCCGGGCGCGGCAGUCUCUCCGGCAGGUGCUGUUUCUGAUGGCCCGGAGACCGGGGCUUCUCUGCGGGGCUAUCGUGCUCGGAGUCCUGCUCAUACUGGCCGUCAAGUUCACAUGCAGCUGCGCUAAGAAUGUGGUGGCAGCAGCUCGGCCUCCGGUGCGGUUCUUCUCUGCCGAGGCCCCGAUAGUGGAUCUCUACUUGGGUCAGCUAGACCAGGUGGAGCGUCUCAGGAGUGUGGCGGAGGUGUCUCUGAUCUUCUUCUAUGCACCGUGGUGCGCUCACUCGAUGGCUGCCCGGCAGGAAGUGCAGCAGGUGGCUAAGAAGCUCGCCAAACAGGUGCAGUUUGUGGCUGUGAACUGCUGGUGGAAUCAUGGGAAAUGUAGGAAGCAAAACCGCUUCUAUCAGUACCCGAUCAUCCAUCUGUUUUAUAGAAGGUUCGGGCCUAUAGAGUACAAGGGUCCAUAUGUAGCUCCAUACGUGGAAAGUUUUAUCCUCAGAGUCAUCACACCGCUCACGUACCUCCCAUCAAGAGCGACACUCAAAGAGUUCCUCUCCUAUCACGAGCCUCGAGUGGUGGGUUUCUUCCAGUUUAACUCCUCUCCUCAGCCGCCGGGGUACAUCACAUAUCUGUCCUCUGCCCUGCAGGCCCUGAAAAGGGAUUUCCGUGGUGUUGUACGUUUCGGUGUUGUUACCAACAAACAGGUGGCAGAGGCCAUCUCACUAAAAGAAGAUGAAACAGUUUAUCUUUACAGAAGAUUUAACUCCUCUUUGAUUUUCCCUCGAAGGGAACGCAACUUCACAUCAGAGGCCAUAUGUAGCUGGGUGUUUGAACACCACGAGACCGUCCUCCAGUGGCUGCAGCCUCCAGGGACAAAGUCCCGUCUCCUGGAACAUGAGCUGAGUAAAGGUCCGGCACUGCUGCUGUUCCUUCCGCACAAUCCACUCGGGACCAAACCAAAUCCAAUUCUACAGCAGGUUGCAGACAUUGCUGUGCGUUAUCAUUCCUGUGCCAACAAUAACCGCUCCAGCACGGACAAAGGUUUCACCUCCCACUUGCGGUGCUGCCAGUCAGUUCUUCUCCCAGAGUCGGGUACGAGUGUGUGUGAGGUGUGCCUCAGUUUGUCACACUUGAGCCUGACCAGCUCCUCUGUACGCUGCUCUUUCUCCUCCACCGCUCAAGGAGGAGAGGUUUUGCACCAACUACCUGCUGUGUCCAUAAAAACCACAACCUCAGUGGGCUGUUGCAACUUUCUGAGCAGCUACAGCCCAUUCAGUCAAUACAGUGCCUGCUGCCGAGAAGUAGAACCUCAACUCAAUGAAUCACAAGCCAAAGAGGAGCCAGACAUGCAAAGAGCUCCCCUUACACCUCCGUCUUCCUCCAUCACUCCACCCUCUGCCCCUCAGCAGGGAGGAGAUGGCAUCACAGGGCUCCGGUGUCAGACCAACAGGACGCUCAGGUUUUACGUGCUGGAUGUUGCUCUGACCUGGCCUCUGGCGGUGCGGCUCGGAGCACCGAGCAACAGAAGUGCUUUUCUUCACCAGGAGGCUGGUGCACAAGGCGAUGGGACUUUUGCAGCUAUUGUGAACCUGAAGGAUGAGGUUCACUAUGUUCUCCAGCGCAGCCCAGCAGCCACGCUGACAGAGUCUCUGGAGGCCUUCAUCAGGAACUUCAGUGCUCCGUACAGCCUCUUGCAGAGACAUUUGGUGGGAGAAGAAGACCGUAAAGGAGGAGAGGAGAAAAGCAGGCAUCCAGACGAACACAAGCACUCGUCUCCACGCCGCCUCAUCACAGAACUGACCACUUCCUCCUUCCUGCCUGUAGUCAUGGACCUCCAAAAGGAUGUGCUGCUGUUCUAUUACACUCAGUGGUGUGGAUUCUGCUCUGUUCUCAACCACAUCAUCAUCCAGCUGGCCAGGUUAUUACAGGGAAACAGCACCAUCACCGUGGCCAGGGUGAAUGUUGCUCGUAAUGAUCUUCCGUGGGAGUUCAUGGUGGAUCACGUUCCCUCCAUUCUUCUCUUUCCUAAAUACAGAAAACAUUUUAGUGUGAAGUUUCCUGACAACCUGCCCAUUACGUUAUCCAACCUCCUUCACUUCAUCCUGCAGCACUCUGGCUCUGUACAAUAUGCAGACAACACAGCUUCGAGCCAGGCAGAGGGUUCGGGACCCAGUACCCUCCUCCGCGCAGAGUUUGUGGCACUACAGCGAGAGGUUCAAGCGCUGCGUCAGGCCCGCGAACGUCUCUCCCAGCAGCUGGCGCAGCUGUGGCGCGACAACCGACGGCUGACAUUUGACGCUCUCAGCUUAGAAGCCCAGAACACGGAGCUGCAGCGGGAAAGGCAAAGCUUAGAGGAACAGCACCGGGAGAAAAGCCAGCAGCUCGGGGAGGCGGUGAGGCAGCUGCAGGAGCUGGCAGACACCUCUGAAAACCUGCUGAACGAGAACACGCUGCUCGAGGUCCUGCUGAGUGCGCUGAAGGACAGGACGGGGGCUAAAGAGCAGGCAGAGGUGGAGAGAGAAGAGGAAGAACCGAAAAGAAGCCACAUGGCCUCCUGAACACAAGUCUGCAGGGAAGCCUGAGAGCGACGCAGAGAAAAGGAAGAAAAGAAAGAGGGCCGAGGAACGAAGGGAGGACUGAAAAGGAUGAGAAGAAAGACGUGAUUAGACCUGAGAUGUGGUGAAGACAGGAGGGAGCUUUGAGCCGAAUGAAGCCUGAAUGAGGAAGUCAUGUAAAACCCGAGGGGCAACGUGACCUGAUCAUUUCUGUGAUGGAAAAAGACGAAUGAAGAAGAAAUGACAGCUCAGAUCUGUCAGAAGAAAAACUAAGACUGCUGCUAAGUCAGAACAGAAGUAAGGAAACACUUACAGGGAAACUUCUGUAUUUUUCAACCUGGACCUUAUUUCCUAUGUUUUUGUGAUUAAUGAGGACAACAUCUUUUGAAGCUGCUCCAGUAGUGAACGAGAGCUGCUGCGAAACGGGCUGCAAUGUAAUCACUCGGCACGUCCCCUAAAAGUGCUUGUUUUUGGUGCUGACAGACUCGGAUUGUUAUAAGUGUCUGACAACAUUAUAUUAAAAGGACAACACUAAGAAAUAAAACCUUUUUCUUUAA
Cottoperca gobio is the source of this 3330-nucleotide messenger RNA. RefSeq names its product thioredoxin domain containing 11 (gene txndc11). Bases 215 to 2776 code for a protein of 853 amino acids. Lineage: Eukaryota; Metazoa; Chordata; Actinopteri; Perciformes; Bovichtidae. The record is from RefSeq and is a predicted model, not a curated record. The transcript has 13 exons.